AAACAAGGUGCGCAACCCCGUUGCCUUUACUUCCUGAGAGCGAGGCCAUUUAAAAGAAACAGCCCUCUUUAAUCAUUGGAUUUUGCUGUAGGCGGUGUUCACACAAGAGACUGACAGACGUUAGAGACACACGAGCUGGCGUUAAGGUUAUAAAAAGACAUUCUGUUCAUCAAAUUGAUCCACUCAGCAGUUCCCGUCCUUGUUCUAUCAUGUUUGAUCCCAUCGAUUUGGAGACUGAUUACCCAGAGGACUUUUCCCUGAUGAACAGUCGCCUGGAAUCAUUCCGUGGUUCCAGCCUGGCCCAGCAGAUGUCAGCAGAAAGAUUGGCCCGGGCCGGCUUCUACUUCACUGGCCAGGCCGAUCGUGUCCGCUGUUUCAGCUGCCAGAAGACUGUGGAAAACUGGUGCAUGGGAGACGCACCUGUAGAGAGGCAUAAGGAGGUUUCCCCUUCAUGCAGGUUUCUUAGCUGCACCCAUCGCACCAGUUGUAUCCCGCGUUCUAAUACCACGCUGAUUAACGGUUCCACCUACAAUGAAGAAGCAGAGGACAUGGAAUAUCGUUUGAGAACAGGAGAGGUGGUUGACGAGUCCACCUACCCAAUGGCUCCUCACAUGAGGAAUGAGGAGGCCCGGCUUCAGACCUUCUCAUCCUGGCCCUCUACUGCUCCUGUGAGACCCCGAGAUCUGGCCCAAGCCGGCCUCUACUAUACGGGGGAGAGCGACCGGGUGCAGUGCUUCUGCUGUAAUGGCAUGCUGGGUGGUUGGGAAGCAGGGGACACUGCCUGGGGAGAACAUGCCAAACAUUUCCCCUACUGCUUCUUCAUCCUAGGCCACGAUGUGGGCAACAUCCCCUUCCACGGGGGUGUAGAGGAGGAGGUGGAGAUGUGUGGCAGUAGACGAGAUGCAAGCUCUUAUGAUAUGAGAAAUUUUGAGGAGAGGCUUGGUAGCUUUGCAGGUGUCCAGCACCCUGUAGACCAUGAGAGGCUUGCCAGAGCUGGUUUCUACAGCCAAGGGAACGGCGACCAAGUGUUGUGUUUCCGCUGUGGUGGAGGUUUGAAAAGCUGGCAGCCUGAGGAAGACCCAUGGGAGGAACAUGCCAAAUACUACCCCGGUUGCAGCUUCCUGUUAGCAGAAAAAGGACAAGAAUUUGUCAGCAGCAUCCAGCUACAAGGCCCACGAGGAAAUGGAGCUACUUCAAGUCAUCAGAAUGGAUUUUCAGGAGGUAAGAAUGAGUUGCUGCAGUCUGUCGUUGCUCAGAAGGCCAUAAAGAUAGGUCUAGAGGAUUGUCACAUACCAGAGAGUGACGCUGCAAAGACACAGGAGCAAGAUGAGGACCCACUGGAGAAAUUACGGAAGCUGCAAAUGGAGAAACAGUGCAAAAUAUGCAUGGACAGAGAUAUUUGUAUUGUCUUCAUUCCAUGUGGUCAUCUGGUCUCUUGUAAGGAGUGUUCAGAGUCUCUCAUCAAGUGUCCAAUCUGCUGUGGAGCCAUAAAACAGAAGAUCAAGACCUACAUUGCUUGAGAUAAUCAAGACUCUCACUAAACGUCAAUGCUGCUUUCUUGCUAUCUUUAUAAUAUUAUAUUUUAACAUUGUAGAUAGCCUGUAAAAUAUAUAUACAGACCAUGUUGUCUUUAUGAAAGUAAAAUUAGUAAAUGUCACAGAAAACUAUUUUCACAAUCACUGAGACGGUAAAUGGCUGUUGAUAUUGAGAUGAGAUAAUAUUGUAAAUGGCUGACUUUGAUUUUCUAGGCUUUUAAUAGGUGCUGAAGCUAAAAUACACACUAAAAGACAAUUCUCAUUUUAACACUGUUCCUUGCCAGAGGUGCCUUUAUCUAGGUUAAUGUACUCAUGUCUCGUUUUGUUGUUUUUAUUAUGGACAUUUACCAAAAUUCAAUUAAACUGCACCUAAGAUGUAAAAUCUGUUAGUUUCAUACAUAUCCUCUGUUUUGUCUGGGGUACUUACUGUUGUAGACGGUUUUCUCAAUGUAUACUGCUCUGUAUAGAAAUGUGUAAAGGUAGAUCAUUAAAUCCUUAGUUGACUUUGUUCUAUAAUUGACAACUAGUUUUUGACCUGAAAUUAAUCGGUGUGGUGUGAUAUUAUUUUACCAUUCCAUCAUGCAGUCUGUUGUGUCCUCAAGAGUGAAUAAAUUUUAAUAAUUGGA
Micropterus dolomieu (smallmouth bass) is the source of this 2161-nucleotide messenger RNA. RefSeq names its product X-linked inhibitor of apoptosis (gene xiap). Bases 210 to 1520 code for a protein of 436 amino acids. Gene Ontology annotation, cellular component: cytoplasm; nucleus; spindle microtubule. The transcript has 8 exons. Lineage: Eukaryota; Metazoa; Chordata; Actinopteri; Centrarchiformes; Centrarchidae. Gene Ontology annotation, biological process: regulation of cell cycle. The record is from RefSeq and is a predicted model, not a curated record.